This is a messenger RNA of Olea europaea var. sylvestris, 2561 nucleotides long. Its product is annotated as calcium homeostasis endoplasmic reticulum protein-like. Lineage: Eukaryota; Viridiplantae; Streptophyta; Magnoliopsida; Lamiales; Oleaceae. Gene Ontology annotation, biological process: intracellular calcium ion homeostasis; RNA processing. The coding region runs from base 341 to 2359 and encodes 672 amino acids. Gene Ontology annotation, cellular component: perinuclear region of cytoplasm. Gene Ontology annotation, molecular function: RNA binding. The transcript is spliced from 5 exons. The record is from RefSeq and is a predicted model, not a curated record.
CCCUCCUAUUCUUUUUAUCCCCCCUUUCACUGUAGCCAUCAGUCUUCCCCAACAGUUCCCACCUCUGCCCAAAACUCACGAAAUCCGUAAAUCGGAUGUCUGCAGUUCUAAUUUUCACGCUCUCUCAAUUCGGCUAUUGGGCAACUAUAUCAGUCCUGAAAAUAUUUUAGAUACGAGCUGUGAACUACCAAACACAGAAUGCAAUUGGAUUGAAGACGAGGUUACUUCUAUGCUUGUGAUGACAUUAUGGCACAAGGGUGGUUUGUGAGUGUCAUUUGUCUCUAUUGAGUAAUUUUCUCUGGGCUGCAUACUACAGAAAUUUCCAGUUCUAUAUUUGCUUAUGGAUCGGCCUCAUGAUUAUGCUAUGGCAUUUGCUCAGCAGCAGCAAGUCACAAAUAUUCAACAACAGCAACAAUAUGGUUUUCGUCCUCAACAUCAACAAUUUCCUCCAUCUGUUCAUGGUCCUCCUUUUCUGCCCCCACAUCCUCCUCUCCAACAGUUUCCAUACGCACAGCAAAUGCAGCAACAUCAACACUAUCCACAUCCUCCUCUUCCUCAUCUUCACCAGCAGCCACCGCCUGCCUUCCCACCGCAUGUGCCUCCUCAUCUUGUUCCCUCUCCUUUCCAUGGUCCAUAUGACUCUGCACCACCCCCUGCUCCACCUCCAUCUGAUCCUGAACUACAAAAGCGAAUUGAUAAAUUGGUUGAGUAUGCUGUCAAGAAUGGUCCUGAGUUUGAAGCUGUGGUUCGCGAAAGAGAGCAAGACAACCCUGCUUACAAUUUCCUCUUUGGAGGGGAAGGCCAUAGUUACUACCGCUAUAAGCUUUGGGUGGCAACAAGACAUCUAGGGGGUCCCUUCACCCCUCCUUUCCCACCGCCCUCUUCUUUGCCCAUGAUGCAUCCUCCCAACCCCAUAAUGGGUUCUUCCCCUAUUAAUGCUCCUAAUGCUGCUGCUGGAGUUUCUUCUUCGGUGUUUGGCGCACCUCACUUGCAGCAACCUCCUUUUCCACCAUUCUAUGAGCAACAGCUCCCCCACAAAUCUCAACCUUUCAUUGGUCAUGGUCGUCCUGAAUAUGAUCAGUCUUUUAGGUCUUUCAAAGGUUUAUCUAGACCACUUCCUUCUGAUGUUGAAAUGGAGCUGAAUGGUGUUCUCAACAGUCUCACUGGUACCAAAGAGUCGAUCAAAGGUGCGAAGACUUGGUUUAUGCAAAGAUCUCCUUUUGUACCUGCCCUGGCCGAGGCACUGAGAGACAGGAUAUUUUCCUUUGAUGAUCCUGAUAGACAACUGCAUAUAAUUUACCUUGCCAAUGAUAUUCUAUUUGACAGCUUGCAGAGGCGGGUCAAUCCUCAUGAGUUGGAUAAGGAGGCACUUGCAUUUAAGCCAGUUUUAGGUUCUAUGAUGGCAAGGAUUUACCACAACCCUUUAAACAAGGAAGAAAACCAGUCCCGCCUUCAGAAAAUUUUACAAUUCUGGGCUGCCAAGGACGUUUUUGAUCAGGAUACUAUUCUUGGGCUCGAAAAUGAGAUGGUGAGUGGGCAGGGUCAGAAUUCUCUUCCGGGUCCUCACAGAGAUUUGUCUGCAGUUGCAUUAGAUCCUUCUGUGGCCACAGGACCCCAGCAGGCGGCAAAUCAUAAUUCAUUACAGUGGCAGCCUGAUAAGCAAAACUCGAUUCGAAAUAUGGCGGUUCAAGAACAAGCUCCUCUCAUACCAUCAAUGGCACCAUCUUUAGCACCCCAACAUUUUCAUCCUACAUCUGUUCCUUCCAGUGGGUUUGCAUCUAUGCCCGUGCCAUCUUCUAUACAACAAUCAAAUCAACCACCUGCACCUCAUCUUGGCAAGGUUGGUGAAAAUCUACCUCCAUAUCCUCUGUUCCCACCUGGUCUCAUUCCCGGUAUGGUGAGAAAAAUGCAGAUUGGUAGUGGGGUGCCUUACUCUCCCAUGAGCCCCCUUGAUAUUCCCACUGUUAUACCUCCUUCCAAUAUAUCCCCAUCUGAAAUCAAUGAGAGAGUGUCGAAGUUCUUUAGAGAGAUUGGCGAGGUUAAUCCAUCUGAAGGAGCCGCAAAACCAUCUGAGUCAAAGGACGCUGAGUAUUAUGAAUACGAAAGAGAGCUUCCCAUCCGUAAGGGAGGGGCCUGCAUUCCUCCACCUCCAGGUCUCAAUACGGACCCAAAUUCUGAGACUUUUGACGAUGGAAGUGUAGAGCAAAAACCCGGAUCUAGUAGUUCUGGUAGGUUGGGGCUCGGGGCAAUAGCUGAUCCAAACGAGGCUAGUCAAUAUGAUGAUGUCUACAGCUCCUACAGGAAAGAAAGAAGCACAAAUUACCAUUCAUCUAUGAGUGCAAGAGCUGCUCCGAGGUAAAGCAGUUUAAACUAAUUACUAUUCCUGGUCGAGAGAGUCUAGAAAAGAAUCUAAAUUUCAUGGUUGCUGGAUUCAGUCAGUAGAUUUCUGGAGUUGUAUCUUUGUGCUUGCUUUGAUUUAUAUUUUUACUAUUUAGGUGAAUACUUUGAUGGGAGAAUUCAAAUAUUUUGGAUGGUUGAUGCCAAUUUUGAAAUAUUCCACA